Messenger RNA from Williopsis jadinii, 1680 nucleotides. Its product is annotated as glutamate dehydrogenase. The record is from RefSeq and is a predicted model, not a curated record. Gene Ontology annotation, molecular function: L-glutamate dehydrogenase (NADP+) activity. The coding region runs from base 192 to 1574 and encodes 460 amino acids. Gene Ontology annotation, cellular component: cytosol. Lineage: Eukaryota; Fungi; Ascomycota; Saccharomycetes; Phaffomycetales; Wickerhamomycetaceae. The transcript has a single exon.
CCCGCGUAAUCUCUGGCCAAUCAGCGCGCGCGCCGGCCCGGUGACUUAAACCCGGCUGGACGACACCGGCUCAUCGAAACUUUUCACAUAUAAAGGCACGAUGCGAUUGCAAUUCUUUUCAACACACCAAUCGCCCAUCCUCUUCUCCAAGGUAGCACUCUUAUCUACAACCAACACCCACAGCACCCACAAUGGUCCAACCAUCCGAGCCAGAAUUCGAACAAGCAUUGAACGAGGUUUACUCAACCUUGAAGGCCUCCUCUCUCUUCGAGAAGGAGCCAAAGUACCUGAAGGUGCUCGACGUUGUGCAAAUUCCAGAGCGUAUCAUCCAGUUCAGAGUUGUGUGGGAGAACGACAACCACGAGGUUGAGGUGAACAGAGGUUACAGAGUGCAGUUCAACUCUGCUCUCGGUCCAUACAAGGGAGGUUUGAGAUUCCACCCUACCGUGAACUUGUCUAUCCUCAAGUUCUUGGGUUUCGAGCAGAUCUUCAAGAACGCCCUGACCGGCCUGAACAUUGGUGGUGGUAAGGGUGGUUCCGACUUCAACCCUAAGGGCAGAUCCAACAACGAGAUCAGAAGAUUCUGUUAUGCUUUCAUGAGAGAGCUCUCCAGACACAUUGGUCAGGACACUGAUGUGCCAGCUGGUGACAUCAACGUUGGUGGCCGUGAGAUUGGUUACCUGUUUGGUGCCUACAAGCAGAUCAGAAACUCCUUCGAGGGUGUUUUGACCGGUAAGGGUUUGACCUGGGGUGGUUCUUUGAUCAGACCAGAGGCCACUGGUUUCGGUUUGGUGUACUACGUUGAGCAACAGAUCAAGUACGCCACCAAGGGUAAGGAGGACUUCACCGGCAAGAGAGUUGCCAUCUCCGGUUCCGGUAACGUUGCCCAAUACGCUGCCUUGAAGGUUAUCCAACUCGGUGGUAAGGUUGUCUCUCUCUCCGACUCUAAGGGUACCAUCAUCUCCGAGGAGGGUGUCACUGCUGAGCAAAUUGCUGUCAUUGGUAAGGCUAAGAUUGCCUUCAAGUCUCUUGAGGAGAUCAUCAAGGACCCAGCCUUCGAGACUCACCCAGUUAAGUACAUUGCCGGUGCCAGACCAUGGAUCCACGUUGGCCAGGUUGACGUUGCCUUGCCAUGUGCCACCCAAAACGAGGUUUCCGGUGACGAGGCUAAGGCCCUUGUUGCUGCUGGUGUCAAGUAUGUCGCUGAAGGUUCCAACAUGGGUUCCACCCAAGAUGCCAUUGACGUUUUCGAAGGUGAACGUUUGGCCACCAAGUCCGCCUCUGCCCCAGCCGUCUGGUACGCCCCAGGUAAGGCCUCUAACGCUGGUGGUGUCCUUGUCUCCGCCUUGGAGAUGGGUCAGAACUCUCAAAGAAUCCAAUGGACCUCUGAGCAAGUUGACUCCGAGUUGCACAAGAGAAUGAUCAACUUGUUCGAGGAGUCCAUCAAGUACGCCACCCAGUACUCCAAGGAGUCCAACAAGGAGUCUCUUCCAUCUUUGGUUAUGGGUGCUAACUUGGCUGGUUUCGUCAAGGUUGCCGACGCCAUGUUCGACCACGGUGACGUCUGGGCUUAGACAAGGUGCUAUACAUAAAAAGGGAUACGUCUUCUGUAUAAAGAUUUAAUGACUGUUUGGAUUUUUACGUCUGGUUUUAUUACUUGAAGCCUGUAGACUAGAUGCC